Molecule: messenger RNA, 2124 nt
Organism: Thlaspi arvense
Lineage: Eukaryota; Viridiplantae; Streptophyta; Magnoliopsida; Brassicales; Brassicaceae
Source: the annotation of a GenBank genome assembly
AUGCUUCUCUUCUUCCAAUAUUUGCAGCACUCCACCUUGCCUCUGCUUCAGCUUUUCCAAGCGAUGGAGAAUCACCGACGAACACCAUUCUUGCUAUCUUUCUUCUACAUAAUCCUCUCUCUCCAAUCCACAUUUGCAGUUGAAUUUCUCUUCAAUGGCUUUGAUCCUUCAAAUGUUUCACUCUAUGGCAAUGCCACGAUUGAGUCCAGAGUUCUAACUCUUACCAAUCUCACAUCUUUCUCAAUUGGCCGGGCUAUGUACCCAUCAAGAAUCCCCACAAAGGAUUCAAGUUUGUCGCCUACGCUUCCUUUCUCCACCUCCUUCAUAUUCUCCAUGUCUCCGUUCAAAGGUUUCCCCAUUGGCCAUGGCAUGGUCUUCUUCUUUGCAUCCAGUCCUGGCAUCGAUCUUCAUCGAGUACGCCCGGCUCAAUACUUUGGCCUCCUCAAUUACACUAACAAUGGUGAUCCCAACAACCAUGUCUUUGGAAUUGAGUUUGAUGUGUUUAAUGAUCCGGCGUUCGAUGAUAUAAGCGACAACCAUGUUGGUAUUGAUGUGAAUUCUUUAAAGUCAACCAUGUCGCAGGAGGCUGGUUACUAUACUGAUGAGAAAUUCUUCAAAAAGCUAAAGUUGAACAGCGGCAAGAACUACCAAGUUUGGAUUGACUAUGCAAAUCAUCUCGUUACAGUUACCUUAGCUCCGGUUGGAUUAAAAAGGCCUACUAGGCCGCUUCUAAGUUGUCCUCUUGAUCUUUCUCGAGUUCUCAAAGAGGAAAUGUACGUGGGCUUCACUGCAUCAACCGGGAAGCUGCUUCAGAGCAACAGGAUCUUGGCUUGGAGCUUUAGUAAUUCAAAUUUUUCAUUAAGCGAGGCAUUGGUCACUGCUGGUUUGCCAUCGUUUGAACCACCAAAGGUUUAUUUUUUCGAAUCAAGAGGGUUUAUUGUCGGUUCAAUUGUUGGAGUUGUCUCUGUUCUUGUUACUUUUUUAAUUACUUAUUUGGCUGUAAUGAAGAGGAAGAGGAGGAUGGCGAGGGCGAGAGAGGAGAUGGAGGAGUGGGAAUUACAGUAUUGGCCUCAUCGGAUAAGUUUUCAGGAAAUUGAGGCUGCAACAAAGGGCUUUUCUGAAGAGAAUGUGAUUGGAAUUGGGGGUAAUGGGAAGGUCUACAAAGGGGUAUUGGCGGGAGGGGAAGAGGUUGCAGUGAAACGCAUUUUACAUGUAAACAGUGAUGGAAUCAAAGAGUUCUUGGCUGAAAUUACGAGCCUUGGAAGGCUAAAGCACAAGAGUUUGGUGUGUAUGAAAGGAUGGUGCAAGAAGGAGAAAGGGAGCUUGAUUUUGGUGUAUGACUACAUGGAAAAUGGGAGCUUGGAUAGGAGGAUUUUUGAUUGUGAAGAUAGCAAAAUGUUAAGCUGUGGAGAUAGAAUAAGAGUCUUAACAGAUGUGGCUUUAGGGAUCUUCUACUUGCAUGAGGGAUGGGAAGCCAAAGUUAUACACAGGGAUAUCAAGGCUAGCAAUAUCCUACUAGACAAAGAAAUGAAUGGAAGACUGGGGGACUUUGGGCUUGCCCGAGUCUAUGGCCCCCGAGAAGUGGCUAGCACAACGAAGGUGGUCGGGACUGUGGGGUAUCUAGCACCUGAGGUGAUCAAGAGUGGUCGGGUGUCGACGCAAACCGAUGUGUUUGGAUUUGGCAUCUUGGUUUUGGAGGUCAUGUGUGGGAGGAGGCCAAUUGAGGAAGGGAAGCCACAUCUGGUAAGGUGGGUGUGGGAAUUGAUGGAGCAAGGGAAAAUAGUUUAUGCACUUGAUGAGAGACUAAGGGCUACGGGAGGAUUCGAUGAGGAACAAGUGGAGAUUAUCUUACAAUUGGGCUUGUUGUGUGCACAUCGAGAGGCACAUGCUAGGCCCACAAUGAGACAUGUUUUAACAGUUUUGGAGGGGAAGAAAGAGACAGUUGAUGAGCGUGAAAGUGAGGACAUGGGCAUCCACUUACUUGAGAAGAUGAAGCGUAGGGAGACAUGGUGUAAUAAGAGUGCGGGUAGUGGUUCAUACUUGACAUUUGAACAAUUUAGACUAUCUUUCCCAUAUUCAAUUUCCUCUGCUUACUGUACUAAUUCAACUAUGGAAGCCAGGUGA